GGUUCAGCAUUAGUUGAUUGUCAUCAUUCAACCGGUUAACGAGCAUUACGUAAUUAUUUUUAUUUAAUACGGUCUUAGUAAACUCUAUAAUUUACAAAAAAUAUUGUUAAAAUGGUGAAAGCAAAAAAAUUUGUUGUCGUUAAACAUUUUGAAGGGGAUCCUAAACCAUCAGAUUUGAAAUUAGUGGAAGAAGAAUUGGCACCGAUUACAGAUGGCGAAUUUCUUGUGCAAGCAGAAUACCUAUCUGUUGAUCCAUAUAUGAGACCGUAUGUAGUACAGUUUCCACUUGGCAUUACUAUGAUAGGUUCUCAAGUUGGUAAAAUAAUUGAAUCUAAGAACCCAGAUUAUCCAGUUGGUAAAAGAAUAGUUGGAUAUUUUGGAUGGAGAACUCAUACAAUCGUGAAUCCAAAAUUACUCCCAGAACUUGAACUUACUGCACAAAAACCAUAUUUAUUACCAGAAAUAGGAGAUUUAUCUCCUUCUUUAUGUUUAGGAGUCUUAGGAAUGCCAGGAAAUACAGCCUACUUUGGUCUCGUUGAAAUCUGUUCACCGAAACAUGGUGAAACACUUGUUAUAAGCGGAGCUGCUGGUGCAGUUGGAUCUCACGUAGGUCAAAUAGCAAAGAACGUUUUUGGUCUUAAUGUUAUUGGAAUUGCUGGUUCGGAUGAGAAAUGUAAAUGGCUAGUAAAUGAGUUAGGCUUCAAUAGUGCUAUAAAUUACAAAAAACAAGAUGUAUCUGUGGCAUUAAAAAAAGCAGCACCAAAGGGUGUUGACUUGUAUUUUGACAAUGUUGGAGGAGAUAUUUCUAGCAUAGUUAUAUAUCAAAUGAAUCUCUAUGGUCGAAUAUCAGUGUGUGGUAGUAUUUCAUCGUACAAUUCGGAUCAUGCCUCUCUGCCUAAAUGUAUACUGUUACAACCAGCCAUGAUUUUUAAUCAAUUAAAAAUGGAAGGUUUCGUAGUGACCCGUUGGAAUGAACAAUGGCAAGAAGGAAUACAAAAAAAUUUGCAAUGGAUUCGCGAGGGCAAAAUUGUUUCUUAUAAAGAAACAAUUACAAAAGGUUUUGAAAAUAUGUUCGACGCAUUUUCUGGAAUGUUGAAAGGUCAAAAUAUUGGUAAAGCUAUUGUACAAGUAUAAAGAAAUAGAAUUAGUUAUUUUUUAUAUAAAUAUAUUAAGAUCUAUAUAUUUCUAUAUUUUAAAUCAUAUGUAAUAAUAAUAUACAUAUAAAAACAGUACGUGCUUAAUUUCCCUAUGAAUAAUUCUAAAUACUAUCAUUGUUUAUUUCGCUAUAUUGGAUUUUAAAUAAAAAUGUAAUAAAAUUAUAUUAUUUGAUUAGAUUA
Messenger RNA from Vespa velutina, 1337 nucleotides. RefSeq names its product prostaglandin reductase 1-like. The record is from RefSeq and is a predicted model, not a curated record. The transcript has 4 exons. Gene Ontology annotation, molecular function: 2-alkenal reductase [NAD(P)H] activity; 15-oxoprostaglandin 13-reductase [NAD(P)+] activity. Lineage: Eukaryota; Metazoa; Arthropoda; Insecta; Hymenoptera; Vespidae. Bases 112 to 1134 code for a protein of 340 amino acids. Gene Ontology annotation, biological process: prostaglandin metabolic process. Gene Ontology annotation, cellular component: cytoplasm.